Messenger RNA from Mizuhopecten yessoensis (Yesso scallop), 1395 nucleotides. Its product is annotated as ras-related protein ORAB-1-like. Gene Ontology annotation, molecular function: GTPase activity; GTP binding. Gene Ontology annotation, biological process: regulation of exocytosis; protein secretion. The record is from RefSeq and is a predicted model, not a curated record. The transcript is spliced from 7 exons. NCBI's taxonomy places the organism in Eukaryota, Metazoa, Mollusca, Bivalvia, Pectinida, Pectinidae. The coding region runs from base 88 to 705 and encodes 205 amino acids.
UAAACACGGCCAAAUAUUGUAUCGCCUAUAACACACACACACACACACAGAGGAAAUAGAACGAUAAUCACACAACAGUUCUACAACAUGGAAAACAACGAUUAUAGCUAUCUAUUCAAGUACCUGCUGAUAGGGGACUCGGGUGUAGGGAAAUCCAACCUGUUACUCCGGUUCGCGGAUGAUGUAUUUUCAGACACAUACAUCUACACUAUUGGAGUAGACUUCAAAAUCCGAACAGUGAGCAUUGAUAACAGCGCCGUACGAUUACAAGUUUGGGACACGGCGGGACAGGAGCGAUUCAAAACCAUUACGUCAUCAUUUUACCGCGGGUCGCACGGUAUUAUGCUUGUCUAUGACGUCACUAACAUAGAGUCCUUCCGACACGUGGAGUUGUGGCUUCAAGAGGUGGACAGAUACGGAGGCAAGGAUAACAAUUUGAUUCUCGUGGGGAACAAAAUAGACAUGACCAGUAAACGGGUGGUGACGUAUGAAAUGGGCAAGGAAUAUGCUGAGAGACAUGGUAUUUCGUUCAUGGAGACCAGUGCCAAAACUUCAACAAACGUGGAAAAUCUAUUUACAACUAUGGCAGAGGAAAUCAAAAGCAAACUCGAUAGCGGUAAGCUAGAUACCACACAUAGAGGUGGGACAGUGAAUGUCCGCAAUAGUUCACCGAUCAAACAAUCACCCUGGGUAUGUUGUGCGUGAGGAAAUGGCGACAUGAAUAUCAACGUAGCAUACAUCGUUGCUAUGCAACCUAAACAGCUGUAAUGUGACAUGAGUUGAAAACAUGGCAAUAUAUAUAUAUAUAUAUUUGAUAUAUAUUGCAAUAAGUCGUACCCCUGCCAUAUUAGAAAAAAAUACGCAUAUGACUGACGUACGACUUCGUGCAAACCUCACUUAAAACUCAAAGUCACUUGGUGCAGAAAGUUGACUUGCUGCAUGGAAAAACAAAAUUUUCAAAUAGGUGCUUCAUUAUGUAUGUCGUAUAUGGUGUAAAGCUGGUAUAAGUAUGAGGAUAUCUUUUGUUGAGAACACAUUUUGUGAAAAUAUGUUGUUAAGCUUUAGAGUUGUAUGCAAUGAUAAGGAAAGUGUAAACUUUAAAGAAUCAGUACACUAUUAUUGAAAAUAGAAAUCGACAAGUCUGUGAGGUAGAUAGUAUUCGCUAGAUUCGACCGAAGAUAUUCCAACAGAUACGAUGUGAACCUUGGAAAGAUCUAACCCAAGUGAAUGAAUAUAUAUGCGAUAUAAUGAUUGUGAACAAGUAAUGUAUAUAUUUCAAAUUCAGCAGAAAAGAAUUAAUUGAACAGAAAUGAGGAAUUAGAUAUAUAGAGAAUAAUAAAUGCCUUUUACCAUAUCACACCCAGUAUCAACCCGAGAGUGCAAUAUCAGCCCAAG